UCUUGGCUGAACGUUUACUAUUGACUCCUGAAUCACUUAAAAUUUCCAUCAACUCUAAAUGUCAGUGUUUGCAUUUACAAUGGACCGUCCACAACUUUCCUUAUCAUCAGGAACUAAAAAUGCUGUUUCAGAUACAGAUCACUAGAAUUGAAACAUCUAAUGUCACCUGGGUGAGGAAUUAUAGCACUACUGUGAGGUGGAAUCAAGUUCUGCAUUGGAGCUGGGAAUCCGAGCUCCCUUUGGAAUGUGCAACACACUUUGUAAGAAUCAGGAGUCGGGUGGACGAUGCCAAGUUCCCUGAGUUGAGUUUCUGGAGCAACUGGAGUUCAUGGGAAGAAGUCAGUGUACAAAAUUCUCUUGGGCAGGAUACAUUGCUUGUUUUCCCUAAAGAUAAGCUAGUGGAAGAAGGCUCCAAUGUCACCAUCUGUGCCAUUUCUCGGAACAAUCAAAAUAACAUAUCCUGUUAUUUGGAAGGUGAACAGAUACACGGAGGACAACUUAAUCCAUACGUAUCCACAUUCCACUUAAAAAAUGUCCCUUUCAUUAGGGAAAGAGGAACAAAUAUCUUUUGUAAAGGGAACCAAGAUAAUAUAAAAGGCAUCGUGCUCUUUGUCUCAAAAAUACUUGAGGAGCCCAAGGACUUUUCUUGUGAAACCCAGGACGCCAAAACUUUGAGCUGUACGUGGGAUCCUGGGAGUGACACUGGCUUGGCUUGGUCUAAACAACCUUCCCAAAGCUACACUUUAUUUGAAUU
Messenger RNA from Galeopterus variegatus (Sunda flying lemur), 754 nucleotides. RefSeq names its product oncostatin-M-specific receptor subunit beta-like. Lineage: Eukaryota; Metazoa; Chordata; Mammalia; Dermoptera; Cynocephalidae. The annotation marks the transcript as partial. The transcript has 4 exons. Gene Ontology annotation, molecular function: protein binding. The record is from RefSeq and is a predicted model, not a curated record.